UUCCGGAAUAUGUGUACAAAAAAUUUACUAAGUUGUGUGUUAACAUUUUUAACAUUUUUAAAGGACAAUUUGAGUGGUUUGGUGUAGUUGUCCUUAUAGACGGAUUAUAGAAGUGAAGUACAAAUUACAUAGUCCACAUAUGAAUUGUCAUCUUUCAUAAGUAUAUUCAGGAUUUCCUCUGAAUAUUUCUGUUAUUUUCACACCGGAAGCAAGACAACAAACUUAACAAGUGGUAGUUGAUGCAACACUAUAACCAGAGAGUAAUGGAAGAUUUAGAUGCAUUACUGGCUGACCUUCAGAACACCACCACACAAGUACGACAGUACCAGCACGGGGACGGAUCCAAUCGCUCGGGGGACGUAGGUCAGUCCAGGGAGCCGGUACAGAACCAUGCUCAGUACAGGAGCACUAACAAUGAGUACAACGAGAGGUACACACAGAGGUCCAGCGGCAGCGAGACACCACCUCCCCUACCACCACCGCCACCCCAGGAACUUCUGGAGAGCAUUCCACCCCCCAAACAGUUUGAUCAGCCGAUGUAUUACGAGACAGGGGUGACACAGGUGCAGUCGGACCAGCCGCGGACAUCACAACUCAGCAACAAUCUGUCUGAGCUGGACCAGCUCCUGAAGGAUCUCAACUCGGCUCAGUUCAUGGCAGAAGUGGACAAACGCAAUUCAGGAAGUCAGCCUAUUACAAAUGGGGGAGGUAAACAGCCCCCUCCUGUGGCCCCGAAACCCUCCCGCGAGGACAGAACCUCCGUAGGGGGCCUCCUAGAUAUGUUAGAAGGGUCCGUGCCUGACACACCCAAUAAUAACUAUAGAAGUCCCCCUGCCAAUGAUAACUAUGAAUACACAUCAGAUGUCCCCCCUCCCCAGCCUCAACAGACCACCAUUCAGGUCCAGCCCAAACCACAAGCUACUUCCACGGCAACCCGGGAGCUGGAUGAACUCAUGGCAACACUGUCAGGGUUCAAGGUCAGUGGAGGUAGCUCACACGAGAGAACCCAGAGAUCAGUCUCCCCCUCCAGUGAACCCCCCUACGCUAAACCCCAGAAAAGAACCCCUUCUCAGAGCAGUGCCCCAUCCACCCCUGCUGCACCCCAGAGAGAAGAACUAGAUUCCAUGUUGGGAAAUCUUCAUGAAGACAUGAAGAGCCAAGGAGUAACAACCAAAACUAAGGGGGUCUGUGGGGCAUGUAACCAGCCUGUGAUUGGUCAGGUGAUAACAGCUUUAGGAAAGGUAUGGCAUAUAGAACACUUCACCUGUGCUAACUGUAACCUACCGCUGGGCACUAAGAACUUCUAUGAGAGGGACGGAGCCGCAUAUUGUGAAGAGGACUACCAUAAAAUAUUCGCCCCAAAGUGUGCCUACUGCAACGGCUCUAUUGUAGAUAAAUGUGUAACAGCUUUAGAUAUGACGUGGCAUCCGGAGCACUUUUUCUGUGCGCAGUGUGGAAGACCUUUCGGUGAUGACGGAUUCCAUGAAAAGAAUGGAAAGGCAUACUGCCGACAAGAUUUCCUGGAGAUGUUUGCCCCCCGCUGUGGUGGGUGUGGCCACCCAAUCCUAGACAACUACAUUUCAGCCCUCUCUAGACACUGGCAUCCCGAGUGUUUUGUCUGUAGGGACUGUCACCAGCCAUUUGGAGGUCGUAGUUUCUUUGACCACGAGGGUUUGCCAUACUGUGAGACCCAUUACCACGCCAAGCGGGGCUCCUUGUGUGCCACCUGCCAGAAGCCCAUCACGGGCCGCUGUAUCACUGCCAUGAGCAAGAAGUUUCAUUUAGAACAUUUCACGUGUGCCUUCUGUCUAAAACAACUCAACAAAGGGACAUUUAAGGAACAGAACGACAAGCCCUAUUGUCACCCUUGCUUUGUUAAACUGUUUGGCUGAGGACCACACCCCUACAUCUAAUAGUCAAGUUAUGCAGGCUUUUGUUAUGAAAUAUAUACAAUAUUGUAUUUUUAUAUGACAUAUCUAUGAUAUAUCUUUAUUUGGAUGACAUUAUUUUUACAUUAAUCACCUUUUUUCACAUCAGCGAACUUUUUGCUUGUUAGAUUCAUAUUUUAGUUGUUUAUGUCGUAGUUUUGCCAGCAAAAAUCAAUGGUAUUGCUUCAAUGUUAAGUUUUCUCUUUUAUAUUUACAUAUAAAUUGAUGAACAAAACUGACUAUCUUUUACAUGUAAAUCAGGAUAACCGAGGCCAUACUAAAUGUGAUCAUGAGAGGAUGCUCAAUAAACACCAGAUAUCUGUAUUUUACAGUGUAUUACACUUGUUUCCAGUUAAAUAGUAAAAUGUGAAAGUAUUUGUUGCCAUCUUUAAUUACUAUAUUACCACAAUGUGAAUCAGUUCCAUUUUAAUGCAUUAUUUAACCUCUUUUUCUAUCCAUUUCAAGUUGCUUUAAUGUACAUGUAUCUGGUACGGCUUUUUUAUAGACAGUUUUAUAAAGCUUUGCAAUUUGUAAUUAAUUUAUUUAAAAUGUUCACUGUUCAGACAAGCGAUAUAUUUUAAAGGGGAAAUAAAAGAUUUCCAUAAAAGUAAGAUUCAGAUUUGGAUAGAUGUUCCCAAAAGAUGCUAGCAUAUGAAGUGAUGGUGGUGAUAUUAAUAUACUAUAUAAAAUUUUGUUUAGAGUCUAUAUGCAUACAUUUAAGGUAGCCAUAAUGAGUAAAAUUGUAACAGAACUGGAUCAUGGAAACAUCUAUAAAGGCUUGUGAUAUAAUGCAUUCAAUAGUUUAUCUUGUCCAACAUCAUGAUAAUAAAUUUAAAGAUAUGCA
Molecule: messenger RNA, 2772 nt
Organism: Saccostrea cuccullata (small rock oyster)
Lineage: Eukaryota; Metazoa; Mollusca; Bivalvia; Ostreida; Ostreidae
Product: paxillin-like
Exons: 10
Coding region: 240-1892 (550 amino acids)
Biological process (GO): heart development; muscle structure development; actin cytoskeleton organization
Cellular component (GO): adherens junction; stress fiber; filamentous actin
Molecular function (GO): muscle alpha-actinin binding; actin binding
Source: RefSeq, a predicted model, not a curated record